This is a messenger RNA of Balaenoptera musculus (blue whale), 1037 nucleotides long. It is a transcript of the gene BAD, whose product is annotated as BCL2 associated agonist of cell death. The transcript is spliced from 4 exons. The record is from RefSeq and is a predicted model, not a curated record. Bases 148 to 654 code for a protein of 168 amino acids. Gene Ontology annotation, biological process: apoptotic process. Lineage: Eukaryota; Metazoa; Chordata; Mammalia; Artiodactyla; Balaenopteridae.
UGGCCAGUUAGUGACAUUUCGAGAGCUGAUUGGGCCGUGUCGGUGACAGUUCCCGUUGCCCAGGCAACUAGGGCCGGACUCCCUCGGUGCUAGAGGGACGCGGCGGGCCCGGGUCAGGGUCCUCGAGAUCGGGCUUGGGCCCAGAGCAUGUUCCAGAUCCCAGAGUUUGAGCAGAGUGAGCAGGAAGACUCCAGCCCUGCAGAUAGGGGCCUGGGCCCCAGCCCCACAGGGGACAGGCCCCCAGGUCCCAGCAAGCACCCGCAAACGGCCCCAGGCCUCCUGGGGGAAGCUGGUCACCAGCAGGGACAGCCAGCCAGCAGCAGCCACCAUGGAGGCACUGGGGCUGUGGAGACCCGGAGUCGCCACAGCUUCUACUCCGCGGGGACGGAGGAUGAAGAAGGGACGGAGGAGGAGGAGCCCAGCCCCUUCCGGGGCCGCUCGCGCUCGGCGCCCCCCAACCUCUGGGCUGCACAGCGAUAUGGCCGCGAGCUCCGGAGGAUGAGCGACGAGUUCCACGGCUCCUUCAAGGGACUUCCUCGCCCGAAGAGCGCGGGCACAGCGACGCAGAUGCGACAAAGCCCCAGUUGGGCGCGCUUCCUUCAAUCCUGGUGGAACCGGAACUUGGGGAGAGGAGGCCCCGCCCCCUCCCAGUGACCUUCUGUCCCACAGUCCGAAUCUCCCAACCGUUGCUGGCGGCCAUCUUGGGAGUGGGCGGAAGUCUUUUCUGCAGGCCUUAUGCAAAAGGAGGCUCAGUUUCGUCCCUUUCAGAAGGAGGUGGUCUGACCCAGAGCCCAAUUCCCUUCCGGUGUGUGCGAGGACCGCGGAGGGGCUCGGCCCCCAUCGGAAGUUUUGAAGUUUUUCCGCCCUUAGGUGCUGGAACUGGCCCUGUGACCCCGCCCCCGGCGCUGGGCUACCACAGUCGCCUGCGCCAGUUGCGAGCCGGAAUUAACCCUAACUUCGCCAGAACCCUUUCCUCCGCGGUAACGCUGCGGGCCGAUGCUCGCUAGAAAUGUGCUAAUAAAGCCCGCGUCUGUGCC